AUGUUUUAUUUAAAACAGGACGUAGAGUUUGACGAGUUUUGCGAUCCAGAGAAUCCUAGAAAAAUAAAAUAUGACGAUAUCUUGGCCGCGUCCCGUCGCAUCGCGGGCACGGUUAUCAAAACACCUUGCACGAGAGCACACAUGUCAGAUAAACUAGGGAUGGAAAUAUAUCUAAAACAGGAGUUUAUGCAGUAUACGGGAUGUUUUAAGGAACGUGGUGUCCGCAAUACGUUACUUUUAUUAUCAGAGGAACAGAAAAAGAUAGGUGUUAUAUCAGCGUCAACUGGAAACCAUGGACUAUCCAUGAGUUACCACACCACUCAGCUCGGUAUUCCCUGCAUAGUUGUGAUGCCAGUUCGAGCCCCUAUUACCAAACUCAUGAAGUGUCAAUCGUUUGGAGCAAAAACGCUGCUACAUGGUGAAAAUAUGGCUGAAGCUAAGCAUUACGCCAUGUCUUUAUCUAAGGAAAAAAAGUUAUAUUACAUUAAUGGUUAUGAUCACCCUAAUGUAAUCGAAGGUCAAGGUACUAUAGGCAUUGAAAUUAUUGAACAAGUGCCAGAGGUGGAUGCCGUCUUAGUACCUGUAGGUGGUGGCAGCCUCGUAACUGGCAUCGCUAUUGCCGUAAAACAUCUUAAGCCUGAUACUGAAGUUUAUGGUAUUCAAACUGAAAAAACUUAUAGCAUGGUAGAAGCACUUAAAAGAAAUGAAAGAGUGAAGAUAAAUAUAGAGUCCACGAUAGCUGACGGUCUAGCUGUGAAUUUGGCUGGAGUAAAUACCUUUCAUAAUUUAAAAGGUGGAAUUUUGGACAAAAUGGUUAUUGUUAAAGAAGAUUGGGUAGCACGAGGAAUAAUGCAUCUCGUUGAAGAAGAGAGAUACGUUGUAGAAGGUUCCGCUGCAGUCACAAUAGCGAGUAUAAUGGCAGGCCUUUUCCCCAAUCUUAAGGGUAAAAAGGUGGUAUGCAUAUUGUCUGGUGGAAACAUCGAUACUACAACUCUCGCUCGCGCUCUUGAGCGUGGUAUGGCGGCGGAAGGGCGGCUGAUCAAGUUCAAAGUAACUGUGAGCGAUCGGCCGGGUGGCAUGGCAGAGCUCUGUGGACUCCUCUCUAACCUGGGAGUGACGCUGCGGGAUUGCAUCCCAGAACGCGCUUGGGUUAAAGGCGACGUUUUUAGCGUAGAGAUGAAAGUGAUAGUGGAGACAAGAGGAUGGGAUCACACUAAAGAGUUAAUCGAAAUUAUAAAGAGAAAAUACAAGGAAUGUGUAUUCCCUGAAAUGAAUGAUAAGCAAGAAAAGGGUCCGGGAGCCAAACGUGGUCCCUGCCUGGCGCCAAAUCCAGUUUGCAUGCAGAAAUAA
This is a messenger RNA of Melitaea cinxia (Glanville fritillary), 1350 nucleotides long. RefSeq names its product L-threonine ammonia-lyase-like. The record is from RefSeq and is a predicted model, not a curated record. Gene Ontology annotation, molecular function: threonine deaminase activity; L-serine ammonia-lyase activity. NCBI's taxonomy places the organism in Eukaryota, Metazoa, Arthropoda, Insecta, Lepidoptera, Nymphalidae. Bases 1 to 1350 code for a protein of 449 amino acids. Gene Ontology annotation, biological process: L-serine catabolic process; L-threonine catabolic process. The transcript is spliced from 8 exons.